Messenger RNA from Spodoptera littoralis (African cotton leafworm), 711 nucleotides. NCBI's taxonomy places the organism in Eukaryota, Metazoa, Arthropoda, Insecta, Lepidoptera, Noctuidae. The record is from the annotation of a GenBank genome assembly.
AUGGCAACAGCAAUAUUGUUGGUUGCAGUUGGGCUGUUUUGCUUCAACGGUGUUAUAGGUGCUAGGGUCCAGUGCGAUUUUUAUGAUGCGGACUGCACAACAAGAACAUCUCAAAGAGAAUUUCCUAAUUUCGUGAAUGGUAUCGAUGGUGUUGCACCUUCUGACCCUCUGAAGCAAGAUAUCAUUGAAAGCAAUCUCCCUAAAUUAAAAUAUACUAUUAAGGACGGAGUUUUGUCUGGAUUCAAGAACUGUUUUAUUGAACUAUUGAGAUUGUCGAAAGAUCAAACAUUCGAUUAUCACGUUAGAUGCCCACAAAUUACUUUGAACGGUGAAUAUGAACUGAAGGGUGACUUACUCAACAACUAUAUUGAAGGCAAGGGUACCUGCAAAGUAGAAUUUUACGACUACCGCUUCGUCAUUCAAGGCAACUACGAGUCAAACAAACGCGAUGACAAAACGUAUGUACACUUUAAAAGUUAUACACUUAAUACGGAUCCAAGAGGAAAAUUGAUAUUUGACUUCGAAAAUCUCUUCAAUGGUGACAAGCAGAAAUCUGACGCUGCUCUCAAGAUGAUGAACGAAAACUGGAAAGAAGUGGACAAAGCGAUGCAUCCACAAGUCAUGGAAGCAUUUAUGAAAACAUAUAUGAAAAAUGUUAAUGACUUUACAAAUAAAAUACCAGCUGAAGAAAUAAUAUAUUACGAGCAAUAA